UUAGGGAAAUAAAAGUAAAGAAGGGGGAAGGAAAUGAGGAAGCAGCGGUGUGCUUGCUUUGCCCACCGACCUCUUCUUCUUCUUCCUCCUCCUCCUCCUCCUCCUCUCUUCCGCAGUUCUACUUUCUGUAGGUUGAGCUCGAUACUCGUCGCGCUGCGUCUCGAGGCUUCAGAUCGAGCUGGCCGAGACAUCUGGAGAAAGGGAUGUCGUUGAAUCGCGGCUACAAUUAGGAUUUCUCACUUGUAUGUUCCGAAAUUGAGCUCGAUUCUCGUCGCGCUGCGUCUCGAGGCUUCAGAUCGAGCUGGCCGAAAGAUCUGGAGAAAGGGAUGGCGUUAAAUCGCGGCUACAAGCUGCAGGAAUUUGUAGCCCAUGCUUCUGAUGUGAAGUGCGUGUCGAUUGGGAAGAAAUCGAACAGAAAUUUUAUUACGGGUGGUGAAGAUCGCAAAGUUAAUCUAUGGGCAAUUGGUCGACCAAAUCCUGUAUUGAGUUUAUCAGGUCAUAUGAGUUCUGUAGAGUCAGUGGCGUUUGAUUCAGCAGAGGUCUUGGUUCUUGGAGGAUCAUCAAAUGGCAUAAUUAAACUUUGGGAUCUGGAAGAGGCAAAGAUUGUUCGGACACUUACUGGGCACAGAUCAAAUUGCACCUCUGUUGAAUUCCAUCCAUUUGGCGAAUUCUUUGCUUCUGGUUCUUUGGACACUGAUCUUAGGAUAUGGGAUAUUAGAAAGAAGGGAUGCAUUCAUACCUACAAGGGCCACACUGGGGGAAUUUCAAAAAUUAGAUUUACACCAGAUGGACGGUGGGUUGUCACAGGAGGAGCAGAUAACAUGGUGAAGCUGUGGGAUUUAACAGCAGGAAAGCUUCUGCAUGAUUUUAAGUUCCAUAUUGGGCCAAUUAGGUGUAUUGAUUUCCAUCCUCAUGAGUUUCUACUUGCAACAGGAUCUGCUGAUCAAACUGUGAAAUUCUGGGAUCUAGAGACUUUUGAAUUAAUAGGCUCUGCAGGGCCUGAGGCUACUGGGGUAUGCUCAAUGAUCUUUCAUCCUGAUGGAAAAACCCUCUUCUGUGGGUUGGAUGCGACUUUAAAGGUUUUCUCUUGGGAGCCAAUAAGAUGCCAUGAUGCUGUUGAUAUGGGGUGGACGACUUUGGCUGAUCUCAGUGUUUAUGAAGGAAAACUUUUGGGAUGCUCUCACCAUGAAAAUCGCAUUGGACUUUGGCUAGCUGAUAUAUCACUCAUUGCUCCAUAUGCUCUUGGAGUGGUUCCCAAAGUAAAUGUGGCUGUUGAGCCUACUUAUAUUCAUGGAGAAAUUCAUUCCAUGAAAUCAACUGAUAUCAGUAUGAUACCUAAUAUAAUACCUACUUCUGAGUGUCUGGAAACUGGAGUUAAAACUAAGGAGUCCCAAGGAGGAGCAUUCUUAACUUCUGAUGACUUUGUGCCUAGUAUCAUGCCUGAAUCUAAUUCAGAGUAUGAAUCCAAUAGCCCAUCAGUGAUCUUGCACAGAGUUGGGAAUAAAACCUCCUCUGGUGGCAAUACUGAACCACAAAAGAUUGAUUCUAGGAUGCCUACAGAAGCAUCCAUCAGCAUUGCUGCCACACCCACAUCUGUGAAAGUUAUACGAGGUUCUCUUACUUCCACAAAUAGAAGCUCACAAAGUUUGCCUCCCAAGCGUUCUGGUUUGAAUUCUAGUACUUCAAAAGCAAUUAGUUUGUCAAAUACAAAGCGACGCCCAUUGCUGCAAGCAUCUUUAGGAACACAAUCUCCAAUGGCCAUGCCUGUUGUUGUACCUAGAGACAACCAAGAUCUGGACAGUUUCAGAGUAGUGAACACCACCUCUGAGACAAUUUCCCAUGGUUUAAGAUUGAACAGACCUACUCAUAAGCAUAAGCCAUCAUUUGCUGCCAGCGUUAGCAAAGGCCAACUGGUAGAGAAAGCAUCUGUGAGUAUGGGUGAGAGAAGUGAUCUAGAUGUUAAUUCAAGCUUGUCCUUUGGUGUUCCUGGGAGCCAAGUUGCUUCAGAAUCUGAUAAAAGAGAACCUGACAAAACCAGAGAUAUUGCUGAAGAUUUUGAAAGAGUAAUAUCACUAGGGCAGCAUUUACAAUCUCAGAUUGACAAUGGUGAUGAGUUGUCAUGCUCUAGCAGUGACGCAACGUCAGUGAAAUAUGUGAGAGGAGUUGCUGUGCAACUUGGAAAGACACGGACUCUAGUGGAAUGCUGGGAGAGAAGAGAAAAAUCUAGCAGUGGGAAUGUCGCAAUAAAAGGAGCUUUGAUACAGGAUGAACAGAGAGGAUUGGGUCAGAGUUCUGAAAGGGACUUCUCCGUGGUAGAAGUUGAUAUCAGUCCUGAGACAUUAAUUCACAACCAUGAUGCAUUUGUAAAUUCUUUGAAAUCUCGCCUAACAAAGUUGCAGAUGGUAAGACAUUUUUGGGAACAAAAUGGCAUUAAAGGUGCGAUAGGUGCAGUGACCAAGUUGCCUGACUAUUCUGUUCAGGUUGAUGUGAUCAACAUUCUCAAAGAGAAAACUGAGCUUUUUACCCUUGAUCUGUUUUCACUCUUGUUGCCUCUUUUUGUUGGUUUACUUAGCAGCAAAGUUGAAAGGCAGAUUAUUGUUACCCUGAGUCUGCUGUUAGAACUUGUUAAGACAUUCAAACCUGUUAUCACUUCGACAAUAACUGCAUCUUCAUCUGUGGGGAUUGAUAUUCAGGCAGAACAGAGGCGGGAGCGAUGCACCUACUGUUUCAACUAUUUGGAAAAGAUAAAGCAACUUCUUCCUCCAUUAAUUAGAUCCUUUUUCCUACCUUUCUGGCUAGCUAAUAAUAGGGGCGACUUGUUGCUGUAACUCUUGAACAUGAUAGACAUGAGAGAAUACAUUCGAGCUCAAAUCAGUUAAAUUUGUGAACUCUGUUGGAUUCGCGCAACGCCGAAUUUAUUCCAUCAUUCUAUAUCGGCAUUCCUUCUCACAUAAGUACUUUCCCUACUUUGUGCAGGAGAGGAGGGGUACUAGCAAAGCAUGCUGGAGAACUCAACUUAGUUUUACACAACUCAUGAUCAAAUUAACACCUGAUGCCCUUAAUUCCUUGUUCAUAGUCUAAUGAUCAAGAUUUUUUGCUAGGCAACAUCGCCUCAUGCUGGAUGCUUCGAGUCGAGCAUGGCCGACUCUAGUCAUUUCCGCACGAUAUAUCGUACGUCGAUAUGGUAAUGUCUUGUUAUUUGUUCUUGCCUAUUUUCCCCAGAGUGGCAUGACAUGCUGGUUCUACUCUCUACAAGAUAUUAUGCCUCAGCAAACCUUUGUAAAGAUAGGUGAUAUUGUAUUUUACAAUGAAUAAGGAGAAUUAUAUUGUGUUUUUUUUCCACCUA
Molecule: messenger RNA, 3346 nt
Organism: Zingiber officinale
Lineage: Eukaryota; Viridiplantae; Streptophyta; Magnoliopsida; Zingiberales; Zingiberaceae
Product: katanin p80 WD40 repeat-containing subunit B1 homolog KTN80.2-like
Exons: 19
Coding region: 327-2828 (833 amino acids)
Biological process (GO): microtubule depolymerization; microtubule severing
Cellular component (GO): katanin complex
Molecular function (GO): microtubule binding
Source: RefSeq, a predicted model, not a curated record